UGUGACAUAAAACCCCUGCCAUGAAGCCACUAAAACCCUUAUCCCAUACCCCCUCCCCCAAACAGUUAGGUAGCCUAACACCUAGCCAACUGAACAACACAGCCAAGGCCGAAAUGGAUCGCCUCUUUUUCACGAGAUGCGCCAAAGUGGGCAGCGAAUCGCUAACGGAGUUUAUGGAGCAUCUGCAGGAAAUCAACAACUUCCAAGUGGAUAAGUACGGAAUUAACAAGAAAUCGAAAAGGCAACUGAAACCACGGGCUCAGGCUGAGACAGCUGGUUAUAUCUAUAACCUGGACGAAGGAUCAGUUUACAUAGAGCACGUCCCUUGGAUCGAUUUCAACGAGUACAAUCUACCCAAGCCCAUCUUUAUCAACCUGGUUCGUGACCCCGUGGAGCGCAUGAUAAGCUGGUAUUACUACGUUAGGAACUCCUACCGGAAUGCCAUUUUCUACCGCAACAAUCCCCUGGCUCCUCUAAAGCCCACGGCCUGGUUCAAAAAGAGUUACAACGACUGCGUGAGGAGUGGUGACCCCGAAUGCCAGUAUGUUCCACUGGCAGUUCGCGAUGUGGAGGGAAACUUCAAAAGGCAGACAAUAUUCUUCUGCGGCCACGAUCAGGACUGUUUACCUUUCAAUUCUCCCCUGGCUGUUCAGAUAGCCAAACGUAGGGUCGAAACGGAAUACGCAGUGGUGGGAACUUGGGAAGAGACCAAUAUAACUCUAACCGUUUUGGAGCACUAUAUACCACGUUAUUUCGCUAGAGCUAAAAUGAUCUUUCACUUGUACCAAAAGUCCCUACAAAAUCGCAAUCGCAAUAACAGAAAGCCUCACGUGGAUGCAGAUGUCAGGGCGAUGGUCAGGAGGAAUUUCACCCAUGAGUACGACUUUUACUACUUCUGCAAACAGCGUCUUUAUAUGCAGUACAUAGCCCUUAAGCGCACCGAAUUGGAACGACUGAAUUUUUCCUGAAUUCGUAGACUGAACUUUAGAUUUUGACAUAGUUUUUCUGUAGCUCGUUAAUAAAGUACUCAAUAGUAAUGUUACUAACAUGUAGAAACCAUUUAGGCUUUUCUUGUGACAAGCUAAGACCAAUCCCAUCUAUACAAAUCGCAGCUUGCUUCGCUGAGCAGUGAAAAGCUGAACAACACUCGGCACUCCCGACUGGAGGUGCUCUUCUUCAAUCG
Drosophila mauritiana is the source of this 1183-nucleotide messenger RNA. Its product is annotated as heparan sulfate 2-O-sulfotransferase pipe-like. Gene Ontology annotation, molecular function: sulfotransferase activity. NCBI's taxonomy places the organism in Eukaryota, Metazoa, Arthropoda, Insecta, Diptera, Drosophilidae. The transcript has 3 exons. Gene Ontology annotation, cellular component: membrane. Bases 21 to 968 code for a protein of 315 amino acids. The record is from RefSeq and is a predicted model, not a curated record.